Staurois parvus is the source of this 198-nucleotide messenger RNA. The record is from the annotation of a GenBank genome assembly. Lineage: Eukaryota; Metazoa; Chordata; Amphibia; Anura; Ranidae.
AUGAAUUUUCAGGGUGACAAUGAGAUGGAUAAGCUGCUGGCUUUGUCUAUGGUCUGGGCUAAUCAUGUCUUCAUGGGAUGCAGAUACAGUGAUGAACUUUUAGGAAGAGUUUUUGCUAUGGCAAAAGGUAUUCAUGUCGAUGAUGCUCCACAUUUCACAACCAGGGAUGAAAUAAUGAAACGGGUAUGUUUACACUGA